GAUACAGUCCCGGAAAACUCGGUUGCAUUGUACUUUUGCAAAAUAUGUCACUUGCCCGAGACUCGUCUCCCUACGCGUUAUGUAAAAGUUUGGACGGGGUUCAACGUGUGUUUCUCGCCGUAAAUUCUGGAGUGACUGGAGUAAAUUAUCGCUGUGCUCUGAAUACAAUAUUAACAUUUCAAAACUCAAGGAUGAUACCUUGGCUAUGUGUUUCUAACACCUGCAGUUCGCUUCUUGAUGCAUGCCUGGAUAUGAAUAUUACUGUAUGUUAUCUCGAAACUUGAGAUAUCUGACAUGUCAAAGAUAUCGAACAUUGUAAAACGGUUAUUUAAAGUCUAAGCAUAUGUCGUAAUACGUAUCCCGUAAACUCUGUGUUAAUCUCUGCAAUGUGACAUGCAGCUGUGCAAAUUUAUUCUUGGAUGGAUGAAGAUGUUUCUUAUCUGAUAUGACUCUCUCUGUACAUACCACACCCUGUAAUUGCUCAAGGAAUCAUCUGAUGUCUAUGAACGAUGACCUGUAUGCUGUUAAACGACAUUGAGGUGAACACGCUGUGAUGGGGUGGACGAUAUCCACCGCAGCAUGGAUUGUCAUAUGGGGCUGCCUGCUGCCGGGCUUCUAUUUAGCUCCGCAGGCAUCUCCAAAGCAAGUGCCGUGCGAUAAGACGAGAAAGGUCUUCACGGACUCGUGGGGAAUCAUCAGCGAUGGACCCACGGGCUCGAAUUACACUCAAGAUUCUCACUGCGAGUGGCUCAUCAAAGCUAACCAUAGCCGCCAAUUUAUUACAUUAAGCUUUCGAACGAUGGGCACAGAAUGUAGUUAUGACUAUGUGUUUGUUUAUGAUGGGGAUUCCUUUCGCUCACCGCUUCUGGGUAGUUUUAGUGGCAAAACGGAGCCGCAGCAAGUGACGUCAUCAUCUGGUUAUAUGUUGAUAUUAUUAUAUAGUGACACAAAUUACGUCCUAGAUGGUUUUCAUGCAGAAUUUUCGGUCACGGAUUGUCCGAACAAUUGUACUCAUCAUGGAAAGUGCAUUAACAAUACGUGCUUCUGCGAAAACGAUUGGGGAGGUAAAGAUUGUUCCCGAGCUCUCUGUCCAAACAAUUGCAGUCACGCCGGUGUUUGUGGGAUAAAAAGAUGCAAAUGCAACAAUGGAUACUCUGGACAAUCUUGUUCUUUGCAUAAAACACAUCCAGAAGGAAAUCGGUGGCAUUGGCUUUCACAUUCGGAAGGUGGACUAAGAUCGCGCGCAGCUCAUACCGCGACUUAUGUUCAGGAAACAGACUCACUUUAUGUUUUCGGCGGUUAUGAUCUCAAUUAUAUACUCAGUGACUUGGAAGUAUACAGGUUUAGCACAAGUCAGUGGGAAGACGAAUACGGAAGUGUAUUAGAAGGUGCUGCAUCUGCCGAAUAUCUAGAUCCUACAUUGAUCGCUACCGAAUUACAACGCAAUCCUGGUGCCAAAGAGAUAUACGGCCUACCGACGUCAUCUUUAUUCUGGAAGGUGCUUUCAAGCAUCAAAGAUAACAAUACGUUUGGCCUGCUCGAUCGGACUGCUGACGGCGGUCAGCACGGCUCGCGAGAGUUCAGAAAUAUGCCUAAGGAUAAGGAAAAUGAGAAAAGCAGAAGUACCAUUAGGAUCGAUAGGAACGACGAUCCCAGAAGAAAGCAUCCGCGAAAUAUAAGACCGCAUUAUUCGCAAAUGUCAACAAGAAGAUAUCGCAGAAAUUUGGAAAACUUACACAGAGAACGUGACGCAACGGAUAUGCAGAACGAUGACAUGAAAUGGGAAGAGCAAAUCGUGGCGGGAUCUUCGGAAGAUAAUAUUUUCAUGUCAGAGUUUACGGAUCCGAAAUUAACCACGAGUGAUUCGCUGAAGGAGGAAGUUACAGAGCCAACCAUUGACGAAUUACCCAAGCCGAGUCCUCGAUAUGGUCACGCUGCGUGUAAAUACCAAGAUGGCUUUGUGGUCUAUGGAGGAAAGGUGCAAGACGGUUCUCUAUCGAACGAGCUGUGGCAUUACAAUGUGAAGAAACGCAUGUGGACUUUACGAGCUAAAAACUCCCCUUUCUACCCACCCAGACUGACAAGGCACACUCUAUCUUUGGCAGGCGACUAUAUCUAUCUGUUCGGAGGUAGUACCGUUGAUGGAGAGUUCUCGUCCAGCCUUUAUAAGAUCAAGUUGCGUUUAGAGGAUCCUACGGCAAUUAAUGAGAGGUGGAUAGAAGUGCGACCUCGAGGCGGUAAGGAACUUGAUGUACGCGUGGUAGCGCAUUCGACUGUAUAUCAUCGUGCUACCAAUUCUCUCCUGGUGUACGGCGGCGUGGUCGCCAGCGUUGCCCGUUUCAGUAAAUUGUCGGAUCGAAUGUUCGUCUUUCAACUGGACAGAAAGGUCUGGUCCGAGAUCCAUUAUCCGAGAGCGCACUUGCGAGACACGUACGUGCCGAGAGAACGCGCGUUUCACACAUGUAAUAUCAUAGGAAAUUAUCUGGUGGUAUUCGGUGGAUAUUCUCAUAGACAUAACAAGGAGGAGAUCUGUUACGAUAACCAGAUGUAUCUUUAUCAUCUUGGUUGUCAUGCUUGGGUGAGCCACGAUGUGUUGGGCUUAAACGAUAAAGAUUCUCGUUAUCCUAAGCAACAGGGUGUAUUCGCUCAUGCGGCAGAUGUACGUAACGGAAAUACCUUGCUACUCGUUGGUGGGUAUCAUGGCAAUGUAAAUGCAGAUCUUCUCGCAUAUACUUUGCCGCCCAUGUUAGCACCGGGAGACGAGGAUUACGUCGAGCCAGAGCAAAUUUGUUCGAGACACAAGAGCCUAAUGGAGUGCGCGGCAAAUCCCGAAUGUGGCUGGUGUUCUGCGGAUGAGAUAUGCUACGGUCGGACGAUAGGUAGCAAUUGCACGACGAAUUUACAGACAACGCGUUGUCCGGGAGUCUGUCCUGCCUUAGGCGACUGUCACUCUUGUCUGAUACACGGACAGCCCGGUGGCGGUUGGGGCACGAAUUUCCGCGGUAAGAAGUCCGUCUCAAAUAAACUAAAUUUGGGCACGUGCACAUGGUGUGUCCAAAACGCUCGCUGUCAUCACAAAGAUGACAAUUACGGGGUAUGCGGCCUGCGGGACGACACGCCGUCGCAGAUACCGGGCUGGUGGGGUUCGAAAGGCACGGAAAUUAUCAAGGUCGAAGAGUGUCGAGAGAUGGACAAGAGACCGGGUUUGACUUUUCUCAAGUACAAGCCACCAGUGAACUUCAGCCAGCCCGAUUCAGUCGCCAUAGUGAACGCGACUACGGUCGACUUCAACGUACCAUCCAUGCAAGGCGCGAAGACGGAAUCGGCGCUGGGCGGCGAGAUGAUCGCCAGGCUAACCGGCUUUCUUAGACCGCCAAAUUACCUUUGGGACAGUGCGGCAGAGCAUCUGAAGAUCUGCGUCAGUUAUAACAGUGCGACACUUCACGUAUCGCGAGACGAUAAUCCUAAUAAGCUGGAACUGGUCGCUAAUCUAACCGCGGAGACAUCGCAAUGUAUACCGACGAAAUGGGCAGAUAGUGGAUAUCCGAUGGAGCUGCAGGCGGGCCGUUAUCUGUUGGACUUCGAGUCGAAAAGAAUGGUGACCGCGAGCUACGCUUAUGCGAGUAAAAUGGAAAUUACGCAUAACAAGAAGAUGGAGAAUCCGAAAGUCUUCACUUUCGAGUAUCUAGAACCGUAUCAGAACGGUUCGUGCCAUCAGUACGGGAACUGCCUGCACUGCUUGACUGAUUCCUCGUGUGGUUGGUGUGACAUUACCAAUCAAUGCCUAUCGCGCUCCACCAACGAGACAGAAAGCUGCGCGGUAGACGUGGACUGGGAUGAGGAGCGCGGCGAGACGAUACGCGAGUGGCAUUACUUGACGAUUACACCAUCGGCGUGCGCUAACUGCUCCAACUACAUCUCCUGUGAGUCCUGUGUGGGCACCAACUUGUGCGAAUGGUGGACAGAGGAGGCGAGGUGCGCACGAAUCGGUCGACUACCCGAUGCCGUGGUGAGUUUGGAUCAGUGUCCAAUCCCGUGCCGACAACGCUCCAAUUGCACGCAGUGCCUGGACGAGCGCGGUAGAUGCGUGUGGUGCGAGGCCACGCGGGAAUGCUUCUCGUUCUCCGUGUAUACGUCGGAGUACCAGUUUGGCCUAUGUCGAGAGUGGAUGGACCAGGCGGGCCUGAUGGGCGUCACGUCGCGCAGCGGCUCAUCGCUCACCGGCAACGAUCAGUGCAAGAGCUGCAGCCGGCACUCCAACUGCUCCAGUUGUCUGCAUUCGCUCAGCUGCGGCUGGUGCUACAGCCUGGAGAAUCCCAUCACCGGCAUGUGCGUCCAGGGCGAUUUCAAUCAGGCUCACGUCAACUGCAGCGCGGUCAUCAACGAGUACCGGAAUAGCAGUCUAAGGGCCGACGAGUCUGGCUGGGCGUACGCGCAGUGUCCGGAUGUAGAUGAGUGCGAUCUCGGCUUGCACGACUGCCAUCCCGAUGCGCUUUGCACUAAUACCCACGGCAGCUUUAGCUGUCAGUGCAAGCGCGGUUUUAACGGCGACGGCAAAGAGAAUUGUACCAAGACCUGUUAUGAGAGGUGCGUCAAUGGUUAUUGCAGCGAGGCUCCGGAUUACAAGUGUGAGUGCAACCUGGGCUGGACCGGACCAGAUUGUCGGACCAACUGCGGCUGUUACAACCAUUCCACGUGCCUGCAGGGACCAGGCAUCUGCGACGAAUGUCAAGACUGGACGACUGGACGCUACUGCGAAGAAUGUAAGGCAGGAAGUUACGGGAACGCGACCACGCCAUUGGGCUGUCGCGAAUGCAACUGCAACGGGCACGGCGAUGUGGAGCUCGACGUUUGCGAUCGACAAACCGGCAUGUGUUUCUGCCGCGAUAACACCGAGGGCGAUAAGUGCCAGCGUUGCAAACGGGGCUACUACGGAGAUCCGCGAGACGGCGGAAUGUGCUACUAUGGCUGCAUGUCUCGGGGUAUGUUGGGUGGCGAGGGAAAUGGGAAACAGGGCCUUGGUAGCCGACACUCCCAAUCUUCGCUCUGGGACAAUUAUAUGGGCGACUCGCCGACGAGAGAGUGCCUGUGGAUUGUCAGUCCCGAGACGGCUCUCUCUUUGGAUGCGACACCAACGAUUCAGAGCGUGAUACAAUUCACUAUCCACGAUGACAUCAAUGUAAGUUGCCAGGAGAACAGCGUGUACGUGUAUGACGGUCUGCCCGAGUUCGUCUCAUCUACCGGUGGUCAUCAGAGCCAAUUAUUGGGCGUGUAUUGCACGGAGAGCACCAACUAUCCAGUGACGGUGGAGGCGAAAUCCGGGUUUCUAACAGUGCACUAUAAGCAGCUGGACGAAGUGGAGGGUUUUAAUGCGAGCUACGUGAUAAUGACGUGCAACAACUGCCCGGGGAACCGCGAGUGCCGCAACGGUAACUGUCUCUGCAAAUCCGGUUACGUCGGCAUCAACUGCGACGUGGAGAUCUGUCCGAAUAACUGCACUGCUUCUGAGAAACGUGGCGUUUGCGACAAGGGCUAUGGCCGUUGCGUUUGCGUGCCAGGCUACGGCGGUCGCGACUGCUCAAUCCAGCUCAAAAACUAUCAACUAAUAUUUACGGAACUCUUCAAUUCAGAAUAUUUGGCCGAUCAUCUGGAUCACUUGAGGAAGACGUUGCCGCGCUUCGGACACAGCCUAGUGGCCGAUCGGCGCGGCAGUCUGUGGAUGUUCGGCGGUUACUCGCUCAGUCACGGACCUCUGAACGACAUCAGACUCUUCGACACAAAGAACAACACGUGGAUGCCAGUGACAGUGGAAUCUACGUCGGAGGCGUCCAUGCCGCAGGGCCGGUACUUUCACGCCGCCGAAAUUGUUCACAGUAGGCAACAGAUCUACGUCUACGGUGGCCUAUCAAUGAAGGACGAGGACGUACAAGGACUGUCGAACAAUACCCUCAACGACUUUUGGAAAUUUAGUUUGCAGAACCAGCGAUGGAGCCAAAUUGUGCAGGACGAGUCAAAGAAGGAGCCACUGCCUUUAGCCGGUCACACAUUGACCUUGCGUAGAGACGGAGAAUCGGAGAGCCUGAUUCUGAUCGGUGGUUUCAGUCCUAAGUACGGAUACCUAGACACUGUCUGGGAGUUCAAUCUGGAGACUGAGACCUGGGACACAGUGAACACUACAGGGAACGGACCCCUAGGUGUUUACGGCCAUUCCACGGUAUAUCAUAGUAAGUCCGAUAGCUUCUACGUCUUCGGUGGCUACACUUAUGCGAUAAAUAGAACGUUUAUUUCGAACAAAUUGUACGCCUUGAAGUAUAAGACACGAACGUGGUCUGUACUGCCACCCUUUGAGGACUUCACCGAUGGCAGCAGUUUACCUCAAGCUAGAUUCCUUCAUUCCGCGGUCACGACGGACGAAUACAUGGUGAUAUUUGGCGGUCGGCAGAAUCCUCACAACACAUCGGACUCGCUAAUAGCGUACAAAUACUCGUGCAAUAUGUGGAUAAGUUUAAUAACGAAAGACAUGGAGACGAUCGGCAGGCCGCCCCCGCCUGCGUACGCCCACGCGAUGACUCAUGCCGAUCCGGAGUCGAACGCCGUUUACGUUGUUGGCGGCUUCGACGGUGGUAUCAAGAGUCACGUCACGUUGAUCAACAUACCGGAGGAUCUAUGCAAUCUGUGGAAGGAUAAGAACACGUGCAGAAAAUAUUUCGGUUGCUCGUUCUGCGCCGUCACCACUCUCAACGGCACCAACACCUCCCUCUGUUUCUCGAACGAGGUGUCGAGCAACCGAGGCGACAAGUGUGACAUCAACGUGACUCAGGCGCAACGAUCAAACGGGAUGUCCUGCAACUCGAUGUGGACGAACAGGACUUGCGAUAACUUCAGGACCUGCACGGAGUGUCUUGCGAAGUGGCCGUAUUACGAAGAGCACGACCCGGUUUGUAAGUGGUGCACCAACUGUCCGCACGGCAUGGGCAAGUGCAUCUCGACGAAAAGCGACUGCGACGAGCAGCAGAAGUCGAACAAAUGCAGUUCAUCGGUGACCACCGUGAGUCAGUGUGGAGAACGACUGUGCCCGGCGAGCGACUGCGAGAAAUGCAACAGCCUGGACAAAUGCGUUUGGACGAGGCAGGUUCUGAAAACCAACGAAUUGGGACUGAAGCUAACGAGCGAGCCGGUCUACGACUGGAACUGCGUGCUGCUCGAAAUCUUCGAGCGGUCCAGCAUCAAGCUGAGCAGCGCGCAGUGCGAGAAGAGGUGCUCCGAGCACGAGGACUGCAGAAGCUGCCUGAAGGGUACCGGGGCCGAAGGUGGAUGGAGCGAGUGUCGGUGGUCUACGCAAUUGAACGAGUGCAUCUCCCCAUCGUACCAGCCACUUUACUGCGCCGGCGGAGUUUGCGGCUUGGUGCUGCGUAGCCCGGACAUGGACCACUGCCCGGAGCCGUGCUCGGUGUUCAAGCAGUGCAGCACCUGCCUGAAGCACUCGCAUUGCGGCUGGUGUUCCUUGGACUCUGCCAAUAUAACCGGUCAAGGAAUAUGCACGGAGGGAUCGCUCGAGGCACCGGCGGACCAUCCGGCCGGCGGUACUUGCGAGAUGCUUUAUCGUCAACACUUCCCGGAGGUCGAGGCGCCGCCGAUCACCACGACGUUGCAUCCGUAUCACGUGGACUCUCUAGAGGCGCAGGACAACGUUACGAUGUCGUUGCUCAACGCGAUGCCAAAACCGGAAUUCUCCUGGCACUACGUCCGCUGUCCACCGGAGAACGAGUGCGAGAAUGGGCAUCAUACGUGUUCGCCGAAGAGCGAGAAGUGUUUCGACCUGGAGGAGGGCUUCGAGUGCAAAUGCGGGGACGGAUACAAGACUGAGACCACCUGGGGGAACGACUUCGGUAAGAAGAUCUGCGUGCCCAUGUGCACGCAGGGUUGCGUGAGGGGCACGUGCGUGAAGCCCGAUCUCUGCCGCUGUGACUUCGGCUACGUCGGCUCGAACUGCUCCAUUCAAUGCCAGUGCAACGGGCACAGCGAUUGCGCCGGCCCGGACAAGCUCGACAAUUGUACGAUGUGUCACAACAACACGAUGGGGAAGCAAUGCGAGAAGUGCCAGCCUCUGUACGUCGGCAAUCCCGCGGACAACGGUCAGUGCGUGCCGUGUCUCGAGUACUGCAACGGCCACACUCGGAUUUGCAUCAACGACAGCAUGACCGUGCCCGAUCCGGACUCGCUGAAAAAGAUGCCGACGGAGAAGCUGAACAAGCAGCUGGGGGAGGGACCGGUGGCGAAAGCGAAGUGCAUCGAUUGCGGGAACAACACGAGGGGCGACAAGUGCGGCGAAUGCAUGACCGGCUACUUCCGCGGGACGGAGGACCUUCGCGACGUGUGUCGGUCUUGCGAGUGCCACGGCCACGGCUUCACGUGCGAUCCCGUGACCGGCGAGAAGUGCAAUUGCGGCAACAACACCGAGAGCGAGCCGUCCUGCAUCAGCGGCCCCGUGAAGGGCACGAACACGGGCGUCGCGCCGUGCUGGAUGGUGCAAUGCAGCAAGUGCAGGGAGAAUUACGCCGGCACCCCGACGAUGGGUCACCAGUGCUACAAGACCGUCACGGUCGACAAUAAAAUGUGCUUCGACUCGAAAUUAAUAGGAAAUGGAGGAAAUAUCGACGAGUGCAAGUUGAAACCGAAGCCCCUAAACCCUGGCCAAACCGUCUUCUACAUGGUGCAACCGCGAUUCAUGAACGUGGACAUCAGAGUGACGGUGGAUGUCACCCAAGGUGCAUUGGAUCUGUUCUUGAGUCCUCGGGAUGAUUCCUUCGUCGUCACUUUGAACUCAUCGACUGGAUAUCAAGAUGUUGAGCUAGAUAACAGAUUCAGAUUGCGGCCUGAUCAGCCCACCAACAGAUUCCAGAUUGUUGAGUUUCAUCCUCACUUUGGAGCAAUUAACGGUACCACUACAGAGCCGACUCGGUGGAAUACCGGGCCGCAGUAUUUCGUGAUGGAGCGCUGGCUCGAAGAUGACCUGGCCAGCUUUCUGACGAUCGAGAGGCGAAACACCUUCCUGGUGAUCCGUAAUCUGACGAAUCGACUGGUACUGACGUUGCCGCAGGAUAAGCACGAGCUGGGCCAGACCAAGUUUCACAUCGCGCUACGAGCGAUCGACCCGGCGAAUCCGGAGAUGAACGGCCGCGCCGCUUACGGGAUGAUCUUUUUCCGUCAGGAUCAACUGCACAUCGAUCUGUUCGUCUUCUUCUCGUGCUUCUUCUCCUGCUUCUUCCUAUUCCUAGCGGUGUGCGUAGUCGCCUGGAAGGCGAAGCAGACGGCGGACUUACGCCGUGCCCGACGUCGUCACGUCGUGGAGAUGCUGCACAUGGCGAAACGACCGUUUGCCUCCGCGACAAUACUCUACGACCGGGACGGCGGCGAGUGUAGCCCGAGCUCGCCGCAACGUAAGGGCAGACGGGGCAAGCACGUGAGCUUUCACAGCGACGUGAGACCGGUGGCUGUCGAGCCCACCGACGACGGCGUCGCGGCGGUGGCGACGGUGUUCAUCAGGCUACCCGGCGGCCGCCAAGCACCCGUCAAACUGGCCCUGGGCAGCUCGCUCAUACUCUUGACCAGAGUCUACCCGGUCAACAGCAGAGUGUUUUUAAGACGUAGAAACAGUCACGCGACGAACUGAACCCACGUUACAGUGGAAUCUCGACUUUCGAGUUCCACAUCUCGGGCACCGAUAUUAUUGAACUCUUCUCGAACAUCGAUAAGAGUCACCGACGUUUGAGCAAUCUGCUACGGAUUGCAGCUUGUAAUAGAAUUUGGGUAUAAUGGACCUGGAAAAUUAAUAUAUAGAUUUAACUGGCAGCCUCUUUUUUGAGACAGUUUUAACACGAUAAAGAUAAUGGACGAGAUGAACUCAGGAUAUAACGUGAAUUUUAACAAAAUACGUAUUUUACUAUCGGAACAUCUUACAUACCGCUUAUAAUUUUAUCUUUCCCUUUAGAAAACUGUUCUUUUUUUAUUGAUCUCACACAUUGAUUGGCACUAAAGACAGUAACAAGUUAAAUCUAUAGAACGCAGGCAUAUAAAAUAAAUAUUAAUUAACUGUAAUAUUCCGCCGAAUUUUAUUACGAAUAUUAGAUUCAUGGAUCCGGGGACUGUCGGAGAAAAAACUUUUCAGAAUCAUGGAUAGAAUCCAGUAUAUCUAACAUAUAAAAAAUCAUGCCAUUAAAAUUAUUCUAGGGGCCUUGUACAAUUAGGAUUCAAAUUAGAAUACAUUCUGUAAUUAAGAUUCAGAAAAGCAUGUACUAAAAAAUUCGAGUUUUUCUACAUUCUAAGAAUUUGCAAGCAAUGAUCGGCGGAUCCAAGGAUCUUAUAUCGUAUGGUGCGAGCCACUAGACGCUUCAAACGCUUCAGGGAGUCAUUUUGUCCUUGUUUAACAUUUGACAAACAACAAGGAUGAAAUGUUUCCAAGUGCGUUUGGAACACCAAGUGGAUCACACCCAUAGAUCUGUAAAUCAAGCAAUUAUUGUUUUUUUCUAACUAGAGAUUUAAUAUUGUACAAGUAGUUAUACAAGAGAGGGUCAAUCGUAAGUUUAUUUAAUCUAAAUAUAAUAUAUAUUGUCGUAUACCAUUCCAUGACGAGACUGUACGUUUGUAUAUACAACAAUCUGUAAUUAUGUAUUAAUUCGUACUUUAUACAUUUUUGUAGAAACAUUUUACGAAGCGUGGCUUCGCGUCAUGGAACAUUCGUGACCAUUCUCGGAAGCAGGUGAAAUCGAUUUCGCGCGAUUCGUAUCGGUUGAACGAACAGUAUUAGAAUUGUUGAUUAGAGAUGGAGCUCAACAAUGCGUGCGUUAACAAGGUUCCUAUGCCAAAUUCAUUUAGGAUGGAUACGUGUUGAGCGUCCUAAUAUAAUAAUAAUAUAUUAUUUAUCGUAAGCGGGUGAAGGAAGAAGGCGGAAAGUUUUAUUUGGGAAAGAAAUGUACAUAUACACAUGAAAGUUGCGAAUGCGUGUUGUAAACUUUUAUACUAACUGGCGUCGUAUGCGUACUGGUUGAAAAACACUUAUGCUCGAUAGGCGAUUUUUUUAAUCAGAGAUAACGAUUACGUAUUAGUCGAAACGUAUAAGUAAUGUGAAUGUCGUUAAAUAUUGACGAUAUUGACAUUGAUGCUUAAUAAUUAUUGUUAGAAACAUAAAAAUGGGAUAAUGCAGGGAUGGCGUUUUGUUUGAAAUUUAAGAGCGAAGUAAAGCCGAUGAAUUAGGCAAAUUUUACAAAAAACGAAUACAAAAAUAGAAUUUUGUUUUUACAAAUUUACAUGAAAGAUUGAAUUUGUGUGUGUGUGUGUGAGAGUAUCUAUGGAUAAAAGAAAUUUAAAUUUGUGAAAUUAAGGAUUUGUAGAUCCAUAUAAACGAUAGAGAAAUAGAAUAAAUGGUACGUAACACCAAGAACCUGUGGAAUUGAAAAUUUGCGAUCUGAAAAAAAUCUAGGUACUUCGCGGUUACAUAUCACAAGAUUUAAAUCCAUCUUAUAUACGGUAAUAUCACAUUAUUAUAUAAUAUCAUAGUAUUAUAAUUGUAUAACAAAUAUGCAAUAUUUCGUGCUUGAGGAAUUCUUGCAAUGAGCCAUCUCUUCGUUAUCCCAUUUAUGUGUUUUGUUCAUUUCUGAACUAGGAAUAACGUAACGGUACUGAGUAACGAAAUGAGAACUUAAAGGCCUCUUUUAUGUGCAUGCCGUUUUCUUGUUGUAUAUCGCAUAAACGAGGCACGCGUAAGCAAGGGCUUCGGUAUCCUGUGUAUGCCAUCAAAUGGCUGAAAAAAUACACGAGUGCUCCUCGACCAGGAAACAACAUUCGUUGAUUAAUUAUUAAGCGAACACAUCGACGAUACGACGCGACCAAUUUGUUGAAUCUCAGUCUUUUCUUGUCACAAAAGUCAUUACGCGCAACGCAAACGGGGACUCUUUGUUAUGUCACAAUACCCCUUAGGUGCAGCUACCUGUUUGUCGCAGUUCCUCUCUCUCUUUCUCUCUGUUUUCUACGAUACAUGUCUAGAUCCGAAAAUCCACUGAAUACAACCUUUGCGACAAAAUAAGAGGAACGAUCUUUAAAAUUAAGAAGUCACGGAAAUGUAAAAACCUGAAACUAGGAUCAAUGGCUAAAAUUUGUAGCUCGAGAAAUGCCAUGUUUUAAAUUGAAAAUUAUGAAAUUAUAAAUAGAUGCUCAAGAAUCUGUGGAGUCGAUAAAAUCGAAAUUUAUGGAUUCUAAAAUUUGUAUAGAAAUCGCUUCACACAAGCAGUAAAAAGUUCGCAAAGAGUUGAGUAAAUUCAUAAUAUCGGAUGUUCAUGGAAGCGAUAAAUUUUAAAGAUCCAUCAAAACUUCCGGGCGAAUGAGACCGCCUGUGGAUAUUCAGCGAUCUAAGAUCUGGCAAUGCGCAUUGAUCCUUCGGUUUUCAAUAUCAUCUGUAGAUCCUUCGAAGUUACAUAAACGUUGAGAUUUAAAGUUUCUCUCCAAAACUUUUGUAAAUUUCGAGGAUCUCCCAACCUGUGUACCGGUUGUUGCACCAACAUACAGGUCAGCAUGACAAGUCACCCUGUACAUUCUAAGGACCUACAUAAAGUCGAAGAGAUUGUUGGAAGGAGGAUUGAAAUUAAUUCGACAUUCGCGUAAAAUCGCAAAAGAUUAUUAAUUAAUUCUCGUUUGUUCAUUUGUACGAGCGAUCGCGCUGUCCUAAAUACUCAUCCGCGUGGUGCCGUGUAAAGCAUGUAAACUCGACUAAGUACACAGAAUCGACAGUAUAUGUACAUUUACAUAGGUUUACAUGCAUAGAGAUAUAUAUAUUAUAUUAUAUUAUAUAUAUAAUAUUAAAAGUAAAUGAUUUAAUGAAGAAACGAGAAUAGAAAUGAUUAUAAGUACGAGACCGGUGAGUGUAUAAUUUUUUGGUUGUACAGAUCUGAGCGUUAUUUCCGAAAUAAUUAUAUUUUAUAUAUUAUUAUUACAUCGCGUCGUCGAUGGUAAAAAACGAUAAUCUUCCAAUGCCGGCAUUGUAUCGAAGAAAAAAAAUCGAAGAACACAAGCGUGAUCGAGGACGUACCGCUUCGUAACGAAGGAAUAGGUUGUGAAAAGAAAAAAAAAAGGAAAA
Molecule: messenger RNA, 13129 nt
Organism: Temnothorax curvispinosus
Lineage: Eukaryota; Metazoa; Arthropoda; Insecta; Hymenoptera; Formicidae
Gene: Megf8
Product: multiple epidermal growth factor-like domains protein 8
Exons: 17
Coding region: 554-9673 (3039 amino acids)
Molecular function (GO): calcium ion binding; protein binding
Source: RefSeq, a predicted model, not a curated record